UUCAACGCGCCUAAGGUUUAUGCCAUUCCAGCUGGGUUUGGUAUUAACAAAGGGGGCUUUUUUCACAUUCCAACAAAUAAGAAGCUCAGUAAGAACAGGGGAGAAUCGAAGGUGGCGGUGAUUCAGGUUACAGAAGAAGAAAUUAGCUGUCCAAAUGUGAUAUUGGAGCUGAAUAGGCUGAUGCCGGGUUUUGCUCCAUGGUCUGCUGAACAGAUUGAUCAAAGGACCUUCAAAACCUCCUUCCCGUCAGUUGGUGAACUCAAGAGGAUGGUAGAGUGGGGGCCGGUGAAGGCCAAAUCUCAGAAGGCAACGCUUGAAUUCAAGGUGAACAGCUCUGGGGGGCGAGUGAAAGCAAUUUUGAAAGAAGUCUAGGUACAGUUUGAUGGUCUUCCUCAUGAAAUGUGUACCUAUGGGCACAUAUGGGGGUUGGGCUCAACACUGGGAGUCACCAGAGAGGUGGACAUGGACUUUUUUCGGAAGUACAGUGUGUGUCGAAUGCUUGUUAGUGUGGUGGAUCCUCAAGCCAUACCUUUUUCGGGUGAUGUCGAAAUUGAUAACAUCAUGUAUGAGGUUCAUUAUUGGGUUGAGGACGGCUCAUCGACGGGUGUUCCUUUGCCUGGUACAGAGGCUUUUUUCAGGGAGGAUGAAAAGGAUGAUGAUGGCAGAGAGAACCAAGAGAACACAAACAAUGAGAAAGGGGAGUUUGGGAAGAAAUCAGAUAAAGGCUCGGAUGGUGUUGUUGAUGGGCACCAUGCUUCGGGAGGAGAGAAUCCUACUAGCCACAAACAAAAUGAGGGUGGUCUAGCGGCGGGUUCUGAAAAUUCUGAACCGAUGCAUCUAGCGGCUGAGAUAUCCACCGAUGGUGAUGGGCUGAAGUCUGGAGCAGUGGAAGCUGCGACGCCUACACUCAAAGCUGCUAUGGCUGAGAAGAUGGCGGCAAUUCCGGACGUGGUGCAGUCAGUGGCUGCUGGUUGCAAGAGGCGAUCGAGCUCCACUGAUGAGCACUCGUUGGCGCGGGCAGAACGGCUGAAAGCGGAAAGAAAUGGAGGUACUCUUCAGAGGAACUUACUGGUGUCGUUUUUGGGCUCUACUCCAAAAGCGUGAAGAAGACGCCAAUGAAAUGAAGGCCGCAUG
Panicum hallii is the source of this 1134-nucleotide messenger RNA. RefSeq lists its product as uncharacterized. The coding region runs from base 400 to 1104 and encodes 234 amino acids. The transcript is spliced from 2 exons. The record is from RefSeq and is a predicted model, not a curated record. Lineage: Eukaryota; Viridiplantae; Streptophyta; Magnoliopsida; Poales; Poaceae.